AUUUUGUUUCAUGGAACAACAUCUCAAACUUCUGUGCAUUUCAGACAUGGAGGCUAAAAUCUCUAUUUUAGCCCAAAAAUCUCUUGUUUGGACAAUAUGCUGAAUGUAUAUUUAUUGCCUAAAUGGAUAAUAUUGUAUUUUCCCAUAUUUAGUCGAUCUUUGCCUGAUCCCUUAGCCUGUCUGUCCCUUUGUCGCUGGAGUUUACUACGUUGCUAUCGGAAUGGCUGGACUGUAUUGAGGAUGGGUUGGACAGGACAAGCUUGGGCCUGGUGCCAUUUAGGAGAAUUUGUCAGCAUGUUUUGGCAUUGUGGCGAUUAAAGCAAUGUGAGGAAGUAAGGAUACAUAUCCACCAUCACCUGGUGCUUUGACCAAUCUGAGAAAGUUUGAGGUUGAGGAGAUCAAAAGUCCUGGUUCAAAGGUUUGGUUGUUUGACUUUUUGCUCUUGACGUUUAACCAUGGGGCAAAGAGUUGCCGUUGGACUCAAGACUGUGGAUGUGCGGGAUCCUUACCGGCCUCUUCGGCAUGAGCAGCAGGGACUUGACUAUUGUAAGCCAGCUCGGCUGGACAUGCUAUUGGACAUGCCACCGGUUUCUUGUGAUGUCCAGCUGUUGCACUCAUGGAACAAUGAUGACCGAUCACUGAAUGUAUUUGUAAAAGAAGAUGAUAAGUUAAUAUUUCACCGGCAUCCUGUGGCGCAGAGUACUGACGGUAUCCGAGGCAAAGUUGGAUACACCAGAGGACUACAUGUGUGGGAGAUUACUUGGGCAAUGAGACAACGGGGGACACAUGCAGUAGUUGGUGUUGCUACAAUAGAUGCUCCUUUGCAUUCUGUAGGUUACACAGCACUUGUUGGAAGUAAUUGUGAAUCUUGGGGUUGGGACCUUGGACGCAACAAAUUAUACUUUGACGGCAAAAAUCAGCCGAGCCAGACUUAUCCAGCGUUCUUGGAGCCCCAUGAGACCUUUAUUGUGCCUGAUGCAUUCCUGGUAGUUUUGGACAUGGAUGAAGGAACCUUGAGUUACAUGGUGGAUGGACAUUAUCUGGGAGUAGCAUAUAGAGGACUUAAAGGAAAAAAACUUUACCCCAUUGUAAGUGCCGUCUGGGGUCACUGUGAAAUCCGACUGCGCUACAUUAAUGGACUUGAACCGGAGCCGUUGCCUUUGAUGGACCUUUGCCGGCGUUCAGUCCGGGUUGCACUUGGCAAGGACCGCUUGAAUGAAAUCCCGUCACUACCACUACCAGCAUCCUUGAAGAAGUACCUAAUGUACCAAUGACAGCAGAAGAAAAGGGCUAAAACCCUAAGAGACAUUGUACACGGGCAGUUAAUCCAUUUAUCUUCCAUCCAUUAUGAGAUGGGCAUUAUUUCUACACUCUGGUCUUGCUUUUUCAAAACUUGAACAUUUUCACCCAGUUGUUUUUGGGGCCCAGAGAUUUUACAAGUUGGGAGAUUUUUCUAUUGGUGGAAACCUUUGCAUUGGAAACUAAAUGACAUAUCAACCAAAUCCCAAAGAUGUUUUUAUUUUUCAAUUUCAAAGGCAGCUUUCUUUUAAAAAUAGUUAUACUCGAUAUAUUUCAAUCUGUUAAAAUAGAAAAUUAUUCUAGUCUUUCUGCCGUGUAUUUUACUUUACAAAAAAAAAUGCUGGGCAUAAAAUACUCUUUAAAAGCUGCUAUUGAAGUCUUUAAGGAGAAGUGUUGGGAUAGUUAGGGGAGCGCAGGAGAUGGGUUGAUGGUGGCAGCAGGUGUGGGGAGAUUUGCAUUGGAAUUUUGACAGUCGGGAAAGUUUUGAAAAUGGUUUGAAUUCAGUGCAUUGAAAAGGUGGAUUUAGUCCAUCAAAGGAAAUUGUUAACAUCUAAUUCUGAAUUCCUUACUCAUCAUAGUAAUCAAAUAGUAAUAUUAAGUUUGUCCUAGUCAGUCUUUGCAGUUGGUCUGGUUUCAUUGCUAUGUCUUUUGAGUAGAUCCAUUGCCCCUUUGUUGCCAGAGUGCACAAAAUAUCGAAGUUGUGAACUAAAGGAAUGCUGUUUCUGAAUGCCAAAAUCUUAAUUACAAAGUCUUUUACUAGCUGCGCUGGUAGAAAACUCUACUAAUUGCUACAUUUUGCAAAUAACUACAUAAGCAGUUUAUGAGGACAUACCUGCCUGGUCCAAAGGUGACUCAGCACCUAAUUUGUUUUAAAUGUGCAAUAUGUAGAUAAAAUGGUUGUUUUUAAAACUAUGGUUCAAUAAAAAUUAAAUUCCAAGUUGGCCUCUGUAUACUUUUUUUUUAAAAAAUUUGGUUUGCAACAAGGUUUACUCCUUCCCAUUGCCCUGGUUGUCUUACCCGCUGACUUCUCCUUUCUUUCCAAUCCUAAUGACGGGUCGCAGGCUGAAUGGUCGACUCUUCAUUCCUCUCUCUCGAUGCUGCUUGACCUGCUGAGUUCCUCCAGCAUUUUGUUGCGUUACUUAGAACUGAAUCCUACAAAUUGCUGUAAGAUACUGACAGUGCCUGUUAAAUAUCACUGCUCUUGACCUAGGUGGUUUUGCCCUUUCAUACUGUCAGUGUAGUUCAGUGUGGCAUUACUAACCAUUAUCACCUUAUCAUUACACUUGAUGUCAUAAUCAUUGACUUUUUAAGGCGCUAAUGAGUUUGUGCAGUUUCCUUAUCACUUCAGUGGCUCAGUGGUGACCUGACCAGGAAUGCAGCUGACAUUUUCAAAGAGUCUUGUGUUUCCAAGGGGGCAGGUAUGUUCUGUGGAGUGUCAGUCACAGAGCACCACAGCACAGAAACAUACUUCGUUUGACAUACUGUAUUAUUAUUCUGACAGUUCCCAUCAACUUUCACCUCCAUACUCCUUGCAUCCAUGUGCUUAUCCAAGUUUCUCUUAAACGUUGAAAUUGAACCCACAUUCAGCACUUCUGCCGACAGUCAUUCAACAUUCUUGCCAUCCUCUGAGCGAAGAAGUUCCCCCUCAAAUAUUUUAUCUUUCCCCUUUAACCUAUGACCACUAAUUCUAGUUUCACCUAACCUCAAUGGAAAAGGCCUGCUUGCAUGUACCCUGUCUAUACCCCUCAAAUUUGUAUGCCUUUUAACUUGUAAUUUUAUAUAGUGGUAAGCAAAUGCCCCCUUGUUAUUCCUUGGAUCUUGGGAGAAUUCGACCUUUUCCUAUAACUCAGGUCCUGCAACAUCCUUGUACUCUUUCAGUCUUAAUUGAUGUCCUUUCUAUAGGUUGGUGACCAGAGCUGCUUUGUAUUAAGCCACAAGCUCUUUAAUGCAACGCACAAAAAAUGCUGGAGAACUCAGCAGGUCAGGCAGCAUCUGUGGACAUGCUGAGUUCCUCCAGUACUGUGUUCUUACUCUGGAUUUCUAGCAUCUGCAGAGUUGCUUGAGUCUAAGUUAUUUCAUGUCCCUUUGGAAGAGGAAAUCCUAUACAUCCAGUUAGUUUAAAGGACAGUUUUAAAAAUAAGCUUUCCAACUGGCAUCCGUAUUUUGAAUCUUUCUCCAAUAGGUGAAGGCCAGAGGAUAACCCGCAAAAGUUAGCUGAUAGUUAUAGGCAAUUAGUAAAUGAAUCUGUAUGGUAGGUGAUGUAUCUACAUGGUCCAUUUGCUUUUUGAUCAAAGCCUUCAUUACUGGGUUAAGGUGAUUAGCAUAUCAUGGCUGUACUUUGAUUCUUAAAGCUCAGUUUAGAUUCGUGGAAACUUGUAGGUUGGUUUGCUCUGCACCUGCUAACUUAGUUAUCCAGGGUGUCAUCUGUAUGAAAGUAUCUUAUGAUUUGGAAGGAACAUUGAACAGUUGGCUUUGUCACUCUCUAAUCUCUGUACAAGCAAAGUACCAGCCAAAACAGCUCUCUAGCUUCCUCUGAAGUUUGAGUUUCUCCAAAAGGGGUAGUGGUUUUUACUAUGGCAAAUGUUGUUGGCAGAUUGACUAUUCUACAAGAAAAAUCAGUGUAUCCAUGAUUUUUUUUUUAUCAUUUCCAGUACACAAGUGUACUGAAUCCAAUGCAGCACAAAAAAGUUAAAUAACAUAAUAAAAAAUGCAAAUAUAAAUACAUAAGCUAGCUAAUAUACAUUGAUUGUAUGUCCAUAAAUUCACACUAGGCACAGGAGUGCCUGUACAUAAGGUGACUGACAGGAAGUGACAUUAGUGGUGGAGGGGUGGGUUAGUGGGUGGAGGUGUUGAUCAGCCUUACUGCUCGGGGAAAGUAACUGUUAUUGAGUCUGGUGGUCCUGGCGUGGAUGCUACGUAGCCUCAUCCCGGAUGGGAGGAGUGCACAUGGUUGGUGAAUGAGCUUGACUAGGUCAAAGCUUUGUCAUCCUUUAAUUUUUGUUUAAUUGCACCUUAAGCAGUUUUCCAGAAAAAGUUUCUUGCGCAUUCUGGAUUACUACAAUUGAGUUCUUUUUUCAAACUUGGGUCAGGCGUCUGAUUUCAGGCAAGUGGUAAGCAAUUUGUUUAUGCUGAUGUGAGUUGUUAAUGCUUCUAAUUCUUCUAACUUCUUGUACUUUGACAUGGUUUGAAUCCUGUGCCCAGCUUGGCAUAUUGUACAGACUGAAGGAGUAGCUCAGUUCUGUCACCGAGCAGUCCUUGUUGGCAGAACGUGCCUUAAUCUUAGGGCAGCACGUACAAAACAUGAACUUAAAACCUGUUCAGCUGACCUCAAUAUUUUCAUUACUGCAAUUUGAAAAUAACAUUUGU
This is a messenger RNA of Mobula hypostoma (lesser devil ray), 4665 nucleotides long. It is a transcript of the gene spsb1, whose product is annotated as splA/ryanodine receptor domain and SOCS box containing 1. Gene Ontology annotation, biological process: intracellular signal transduction; proteasome-mediated ubiquitin-dependent protein catabolic process. Gene Ontology annotation, molecular function: protein binding. The transcript has 4 exons. Gene Ontology annotation, cellular component: SCF ubiquitin ligase complex. NCBI's taxonomy places the organism in Eukaryota, Metazoa, Chordata, Chondrichthyes, Myliobatiformes, Myliobatidae. The coding region runs from base 456 to 1274 and encodes 272 amino acids. The record is from RefSeq and is a predicted model, not a curated record.